This is a messenger RNA of Pollicipes pollicipes, 1482 nucleotides long. RefSeq names its product trafficking protein particle complex subunit 8. The record is from RefSeq and is a predicted model, not a curated record. The transcript has 10 exons. Gene Ontology annotation, cellular component: TRAPPIII protein complex. Bases 1 to 1482 code for a protein of 493 amino acids. NCBI's taxonomy places the organism in Eukaryota, Metazoa, Arthropoda, Thecostraca, Pollicipedomorpha, Pollicipedidae.
AUGACACAGGGUUGGUUCCUCUAUCUGUCGGAGCUGCGGCUGCAGUACUCGUUCGUGGCGCGCGCGCCGGCCGCCUCUGAGUCGCACGUGACGGCGCACACCCUGCCGCGCUGCCUGCUGGAGGAGAACUGCACGCAGGAGGUGACCUUGGCAAUCACCGCUCACGUACCGGGCCAGCUGACAAUCCGGGGAUACGAGUUCACGCUCGCUCUGGCUUCGGCGCCGGCCGAAACAGAGGCUGCAGACCAAAGCCAGAGCGCGGAGGCGCCGCUGUCGGUGCGCGGCUGCCAGCCAAUCAACGUGCGGGGUCGCCGGCUGAACGGCACCAAAGAGGAGCGCGCCGCCGUGAUGUACGCCGAGGAUAGACGCCUGCAGGUGGUGGUGGAGGAGGAGGCGGCGCAGCCACAGCUCAGCCUGCGCGGCCUGCCCACGGCGCUCAUGUGCGGCCAGCUGCACGCCCUCCAGCUGCGCGUGGCCAACGCCGGCCGCCGGCCGCUGCGGCGUCUUCUGCUGGCCACGCCCGACCCUCAGCUGCUGGUGCUGGAGGCCGAGCCGGCGGCGGAGCCCGCGUCGGAGCAGGAUCAGGAGAAGGAGCGUGGCGGCCGGUCGCUGCUUCACAUCGACACCGUGCCGCUGGACGGCCAGCAGGGCGGUGUACUCGGCUCGCCUUCACUGGAGUUCCUGCUGCGUCACCACUGCCAGCCGCCGACGCCGGCGGCUGGCGGUCAGAUGGAGCUCCGCCGCGCCGCCAGCCUAGAGCAGGCCGUCCGGGUGGAGGCGGCCGUCCUGCUGCUGUGGCGGACGCAGGGCGUGGACGCGGCCGGUCGCGAGACGACGCUGCACGGACAGCACCACGUGACGGUGGACCUGCUGGGCGCCAGUGCUGCCACCUAUCCGGCGCCGGCGGAACCCGAGCCUCGGCCGCCCGUCACCAUCAUCCCGGCGCCGGCGGCGCUGCCGCCAGCCGCGCAGGCGCCCGGCGCUGACGUCCUGCGCCAGCUGGUCAGCGUGGUGCCGCUCCACCGGCCGACCGUGCAGCACGACUUCGACCGCAAACGGGUGUGCGUGAUUCCGGUGACGAUGCUGCUGCAGAACCACAGCGCCUGUGACCUGGUGGUGCACCUGUCGGCCGUGUCGGCCACCACGUCGUCGCCGCGCUCGCCGCUGCCGUACUCGUCGCACGUCUCGGCCGAGCUGACCUGGGUGGGCCGCACGCACCCGCACAUGACGGUGGCGGCCGGCGGCUCGGCGCGCCUCUCGCUGGCCGCCGCCGUCACCCGGCCCGGCCUGUACGACCUCGGCGCCGUGGGCGUGGCCUGCCGCCCGGCGGACGACGCCGACGCGCAGCUCACAGAGCAGACCGCUCGCGUCGACCUGUGUAGCGACGAUGUUCAGGUGAGGCGCAACAAGAACUGCGAUUUUCCCGUGCGACGGCGCUGCCCCAAGCUGCAGGUGGUCAUAGAGGCCCAGCACUGGAGGUAG